Messenger RNA from Papaver somniferum (opium poppy), 7216 nucleotides. RefSeq names its product protein CELLULOSE SYNTHASE INTERACTIVE 1-like. Gene Ontology annotation, cellular component: cellulose synthase complex. Bases 502 to 6840 code for a protein of 2112 amino acids. The record is from RefSeq and is a predicted model, not a curated record. Gene Ontology annotation, molecular function: microtubule binding. Gene Ontology annotation, biological process: anisotropic cell growth; regulation of cellulose biosynthetic process. The transcript is spliced from 8 exons. NCBI's taxonomy places the organism in Eukaryota, Viridiplantae, Streptophyta, Magnoliopsida, Ranunculales, Papaveraceae.
ACAAUAAAUUAAAUAAAUUAAAAGGAAAAAAAAGAAACAAAGAAAAGGAAUAAAGAUAAAAAUCUCUCGCAUUCCUUCAUUGUCUCAGUCUCUUCCUUUCUUCGAUCCUGAAGAAAAAUUAAAUCAGUACUUCUCUCUCUAGUCUUUAGAGAAGAAGAACUGAUUUCUAAAAGAAAAUCAAGGAAGAAGAAGCAGCAGAAGCAAACAGCGUGAAUUUGUAUCUCAAUUCACAUUGAACUAUACUUCAUCAAAAUCCUUUGUGGGGAAUAAAGAACGUUAUUUCGUAUCAAUUUGGAAUUCUAGAGUUUUCAUGAUUUCUUCGAAGUAGAUCUGAAGAUAAACAAAGAUCUACAGUAAGAUUUUAUUUGGAGGUCUUGAAUUUUAGUCAAGCUGGCGGCUACACUAGCUUGGAGGUAUUCUGGCAACAAUGGCAAUGGCCAUGGAGCUAACGAUCCGGAUUCGAAACAUCAAGAAUCGGAACCUCCUACUCCACACUCUGUUAUGAAGAUGAGUUUGAGGGAUCGGACUAGUAGCAAUAUGGAGGAUCCAGAUGGGACAUUGGCAAGUGUUGCACAAUGUAUUGAGCAAUUGCGUCGAAGUUCCUCAGCUGUGCAAGAAAAUGAGAGCGCGUUAAAGCAGUUGCUAGACCUUAUUGAUUCGCGUGAGAACGCUUUCAGUGCCGUUGGAUCUCACUCCCAGGCUGUUCCCAUACUUGUGUCUCUUCUCAGAUCAGGAUCUGUUGGAGUGAAGUUGCAAGCUGCUACAGUUUUGGGUUCUCUUUGUAAGGAGGAUGAACUAAGGGUAAAAGUGUUACUUGGUGGUUGUAUUCCUCCCUUGCUUGGUCUACUCAGGUCAAGUUCCAAGGAGGGCCAAAUUUCAGCGGCAAAGGCUAUUUAUGCUGUUUCUCAAGGUGGUGCUAGGGAUCACGUCGGUUCAAAGAUCUUUUCAACUGAAGGAGUGGUGCCUGCGCUUUGGGAACAGAUAAAAAAUGGGCUCAAGGUCAAGGAUGAAAACUUGGUUGAUAAGCUUUUAACUGGAGCACUGAGAAACCUGUCUACAAGCACUGAGGGUUUCUGGACAGCAACAAUAGAAGCUGGAGGAGUUGAUAUACUCGUCAAGUUGCUUGCCACUGGUCCGUCGAGCACUCAGGCAAAUGUUUGCUUUCUUCUUGGAUGCAUGAUGAUGGAGGAUGCAUCUGUUUGUUCAAAGAUCUUAGCUGCAGAAGCUACCAAGCUACUCCUCAAGUUACUGGGUUCGGGGAAUCAGCCCCCAGUACGGGCAGAAGCUGCAGGUGCUCUAAAAUCUCUCUCUGCUCAGUGCAAGGAAGCAAGUCGGGAGAUAGCUAAUUUAGGUGGAAUACCUGCGUUGAUAAAUGCGACAAUAGCUCCAUCCAAGGAAUUCAUGCAAGGUGAAUAUGCCCAAGCACUGCAGGAGAAUGCAAUGUGUGCCCUAGCGAAUAUAUCUGGUGGUCUGUCAUAUGUCAUUUCAAGCCUGGGUGAGAGCCUUGACGCAUGCACUUCACCUCCUCAGAUUGCCGAUACUCUGGGCGCUUUGGCUUCAGCUUUAAUGAUAUAUGACAACAAAGCAGAAUCUGUCAGAGCAUCGGAUCCUUCCCUUAUUGAGAAGAUAUUAGUUAAACAGUUUAAGCCCCGGUCACAGUUUCUUGUGCAGGAGCGUACAAUAGAAGCCUUAGCCAGUUUGUAUGGCAACCCUAUUCUCUCUCACAAACUUUCAAACUCUGAUGCUAAACGUCUUCUUGUUGGGUUAGUAACGAUGGCGAUCAAUGAGGUUCAGGAUGAGCUGGUAAGGUCUCUUCUGGUGCUUUGUAACAGUGAAGGCAGUCUAUGGCGUGCUCUUCAAGGCCGUGAAGGGGUUCAGCUCUUAAUAUCUCUUCUCGGGCUUUCAUCAGAGCAACAGCAAGAAUGUGCUGUCGCACUUCUUUGUCUUUUAUCCAAUGAAAAUGAUGAAAGUAAGUGGGCUAUCACUGCCGCUGGAGGCAUACCUCCCCUUGUUCAAAUUCUGGAAAUAGGGUCCGUCAAAGCUAAGGAAGAUUCUGCAACAAUCCUUGGAAACCUUUGUAACCAUAGCGAAGAUAUUCGAGCAUGUGUUGAAAGUGCUGAUGCAGUUCCUGCUCUAUUGUGGCUGCUGAAGAAUGGAAGUACUAAUGGGAAAGAAAUUGCAGCGAAUACAUUAAACCAUCUUAUUCAUAAAUCGGAUACAGGGACUAUCAGUCAAUUAACUGCUCUAUUGACGAGUGAUUUACCUGAAUCCAAAGUUUAUGUUUUGGAUGCACUGAAAAGUUUACUUUCAGUUGCACCCCUAAAGGAUAUAUUGCACGAAGGCAGUGCUCCAAAUGAUGCAAUCGAGACAAUGAUUAAAAUUCUCAGUUCUACAAGCGAGGAGACACAAGCUAAGUCAGCGGCUGUUCUAGCCAGACUUUUUGAUAUCAGAAAGGAUCUGCGUGAGAGUAGCAUCGCUGUUAAGACUCUUUGGUCAGCUAUGAAACUCCUAAAUGUGGAAUCUGAAAAGAUCUUAAUGGAGUCCUCUUGCUGCCUUGCCGCUAUUUUUCUUUCAAUUAAACAAAACAGAGAUGUGGCCGCCGCUGCGAGAGAUGCACUGGCUCCAUUGAUUGUGCUAGCUAAUUCUGCAGUUCUAGAAGUUGCAGAACAGGCAACGUGGGCUUUGGCUAAUCUUCUUUUGGAUAAUGAAGUUUCAGAGGAAGCAUUUCCUGAAGAUAUCAUUUUGCCGGUUACCAGGGUUUUGCGUGAAGGAACAAUUGAUGCAAGAGCCCAUGCAGCGGCAGCAAUCGCCCGUCUUCUCCAGUAUCGCACAAUUGAUUUUGCGCUUUCUGAUUGUGUGAACCGUGCUGGAACUGUUCUGGCACUAGUUUCCCUUCUAGAAUCUACAAGUGUUGAAUCUUCAGCCACGUCAGAGGCACUUGAUGCACUUGCAUUAAUAUCAAGGUCCAAAGUAACUAGUGGGCAUGUCAAACCUGCAUGGGCGGUCUUAGCUGAAUUUCCCCUAACCAUAGCUCCAAUAGUUUCAACUAUAGCUGAUGCGACACCUUUGUUACAGGACAAAGCUAUAGAAAUUUUGUCCAGGCUUUGCCGAGAUCAAUCAGUUGUACUGGGAGAUACAAUUUCUAGUAGCUCCGAGUGUAUUUCAUCAAUUGCAAGAAGGGUGAUUAGCUCAAAAAGCAUAAAAGUCAAAGUUGGUGGAACUGCACUUCUGAUUUGUGCUGCCAAAGUUCAACAUCAAAGAGUGGUAGAAGCUCUCAAUGAUUCGAAGUCAUGUGCCUAUCUCAUUCAAUCUCUCGUGGAAAUGCUGCAGACUUCCGCUUUGGUAGUUAAGGGGGAAACUGAAACCCUAGAUGAUAUAUGUAUUUACAGGCACUCUAACGGACAGACUAGGUAUGGCGAGUCUGAGAACAGCACAACAGUUAUUUCUGGUGACAAUGUUGCAAUUUGGUUACUUUCAGUUCUUGCUUGUCAUGAUGACAAAAGUAAAAUUGUCAUUAUGGAGGCCGGAGCAGUUGAAGUUCUUACAGACAAGAUCUCCCACUGUUUUUCACAAGCUAAUCAGUAUGAUUCUAAAGAAGAUGGAAGUACUUGGGUCUGUGCACUAUUGUUUGCUAUUUUAUUUCAAGAUAGGGACAUUAUACGAGCGAACGCAACGAUGAAAUCUGUUCCAGUACUUGCAAACUUGUUGAGGUUCGAGGAGUCAGCUAACAGAUAUUUUGCAGCACAAGCUCUGGCAAGUCUAGUUUGUAACGGUAGCCGAGGAACCCUUCUCACAGUGGCAAACUCAGGAGCUGCAGUUGGGCUUAUUUCUUUGCUUGGAUGUGCUGACAUUGAUAUAAGUGAUCUGUUGGAACUAUCUGAGGAGUUCUGUUUGGUGCGCAACCCGGAGCAAGUUGCUCUGGAGAGAUUAUUUAGGGUUGAUGAUAUCAGAGUUGGGGCUACUUCUCGUAAGGCAAUACCUGCCCUUGUUGAUCUCCUCAAACCAAUUCCAGAUCGUCCAGGGGCACCUUUUCUAGCACUAGGGCUUCUCACUCAGCUCGCUAGAGACACUCCCUCAAACAUGGUUGUAAUGGUAGAAUCAGGGGCUCUAGAGGCAUUAACUAAAUAUCUUUCACUUGGUCCACAAGAUGCUACAGAGGAAGCAGCCACCGAGUUGUUAGGGAUCCUUUUUGGAAGUGCUGAAAUAAGGAGGCAUGAGUCUGCAUUUGGCGCUGUUAAUCAGCUUGUAGCAGUCUUGCGUUUAGGUGGAAGGGGUGCACGUUAUAGUGCUGCCAAGGCGUUGGAGAGCUUAUUUUCUGCAGAUCAUAUAAGGAAUGCGGAGUCUGCACGACAAGCUGUUCAACCACUGGUGGAGAUUCUUAAUACUGGCAUGGAGAGAGAGCAACAUGCUGCCAUUUCAGCUUUGGUUCGGUUACUGUGUGACAGUCCAUCUAAAGCCCUAGCUGUUGCCGACGUCGAAAUGAACGCAGUUGAUGUUCUUUGCCGAAUCCUGUCAUCUAAUUGUUCCAUGGAGCUAAAGGGGGAUGCCGCAGAGUUAUGCUGUGUCCUUUUUGGAAACACACGAAUUAGGUCAACCAUGGCUGCAGCUCGUUGUGUUGAACCUCUGGUCUCCCUUCUUAUAACCGAGUACAGUCCAGCUCAGCAUUCGGUGGUUCGAGCACUUGAUAAGCUACUGGACGAUGAGCAACUGGCUGAACUUGUAGCUGCUCAUGGUGCUGUGAUACCUCUUGUUGGCCUUUUAUUUGGUCGGAAUUAUACUCUUCAUGAGGCCAUUUCAAGAGCUCUUGUGAAGUUAGGAAAAGAUAGACCAGCUUGUAAAAUGGAAAUGGUGAAAGCUGGAGUUAUUGAGAGUGUCUUGGAUAUCCUUCAUGAUGCACCUGAUUUUCUUUGUGCUGUGUUCGCGGAGUUGUUCCGCAUUUUAACAAACAAUAGUAGCAUUGCGAAGGGUCCAUCUGCUGCCAAAGUGGUUGAACCCCUUUUCCAAUUACUAUCAAGACAAGAAUUUGGUCCUGAUGGUCAACAUAGUGCUUUGCAGGUUCUUGUCAAUAUUUUGGAGCAUCCCCAGUGCCGGUCUGAGUAUAGACUUACCCCUCAUCAAGCUAUUGAACCACUCGUCUCUCUGCUUGACUCUCCGAUGUCAGCCGUACAGCAACUGGCCGCUGAGCUUCUCUCACAUCUUCUAAUGGAAGAACAUCUUCAGAAGGACUCGGUAACACAACAAACAAUUGGACCGUUGAUAAGAGUUCUUGGAUCUGGUAUUCAGAUUUUGCAGCAGAGAGCUAUCAAGGCCCUUGUUAGUAUUGCAGUUACUUGGCCUAAUGAAAUCGCAAAAGAAGGUGUCGUCACCGAGCUUUCGAAAGUGGUAUUGCAUGCAGAUCCUCCAUUGCCUCAUGCUUUGUGGGAGUCUGCUGCUUCUGUCUUAGCAAGUAUUUUGCAAUUUAGCUCAGAAUAUUAUUUGGAAGUACCUGUUGCAGUACUGGUUAGAUUACUUCGUUCUGGAACAGAAGGUACAGUUGUUGGUGCACUGAAUGCCCUCCUCGUGUUAGAAAGUGACGAUUCAACUAGUGCUGAAGCAAUGGCUGAAAGUGGUGCAGUAGAGGCUCUUCUAGAACUUCUUAGGUCACACCAAUGUGAGGAAACUGCAGCACGUCUUCUGGAAGUUCUUCUCAACAAUGUGAAGAUCAGAGAAACAAAAGCGGCUAAAUCUGCAAUUUCACCUUUAUCUCAAUAUCUUUUGGAUCCUCAGACUCAAGCUCAGCAAGCAAGGCUGCUUGCAACUCUAGCUCUUGGUGAUUUGUUUCAAAGUGAGGGGCUUGCUAGGUCUACAGAUGCUGUUUCUGCUUGUCGAGCCUUAGUUAAUGUCCUUGAAGACCAACCUACUGAGGAAAUGAAAGUGGUUGCUAUAUGUGCGCUGCAGAACCUUGUAAUGUACAGCAGAUCAAAUAAAAGAGCAGUUGCGGAAGCUGGUGGUGUUCAGGUUGUACUGGAUCUCAUUGGUUCAAGUGAUCCCGAUACAUCAGUUCAGGCAGCAAUGUUUGUGAAACUUCUGUUUUCGAACCAUACCAUUCAAGAGUAUGCUUCCAGUGAAACUGUGAGAGCUAUAACUGCUGCUAUUGAAAAGGAUUUAUGGGCCACUGGAAGUGUAAACGAGGAGUACCUAAAAGCUCUAAAUGCACUGGUGGGUAACUUCCCGCGUUUGAGAGCUACCGAGCCUGCAACACUCAGUAUUCCACAUCUGGUGACAUCGCUCAAGACUGGCUCAGAGGCAACUCAAGAAGCUGCAUUGGACUCACUUUUCCUACUUCGGCAAGCAUGGUCGGCGUGCCCUGCAGAAGUCUCUAAAGUACAGUCAGUAGCUGCAGCUGAGGCAAUUCCGUUGCUUCAAUAUCUAAUCCAAUCUGGCCCGCCUCGUUUCCAGGAAAAAGCUGAGCUUCUUUUGCAGUGUUUGCCUGGCACUUUGACAGUUAUUAUAAAACGUGGUAAUAAUUUGAAGCAAUCAGUUGGAAACCCUAGUGUCUACUGCAAGCUCACACUUGGAAAUACUCCACCAAGGCAGACAAAGGUUGUGUCGACUGGAGCUACUCCGGAGUGGGAUGAGGGUUUCGCAUGGGCAUUUGACGCCCCUCCUAAAGGACAGAAACUACACAUAUCUUGCAAAAACAAGAGCAAAAUCGGAAAGAAAUCAUUUGGGAAGGUAACAAUCCAGAUCGAUCGGGUAGUCAUGCUUGGUGCAGUCGCUGGGGAAUACGUACUGUUGCCUGAAAGCAAAACUGGACCUUCACGAAAUCUGGAAAUCGAAUUCCAAUGGUCCAACAAAUAACAAGCUUUCUUUUAGGUAAAAAGAGAAACAACUAGUAUCUUUAUAUUAGCGGUUGUAAUUUUCAAUUUCAGAGAAAUUUGAGAUGUCUUUACAUAUCCUUUUUGUUAUUAUUCAUGAUGUUGUAUAGAGAUUGCAGUAGGAUGAUAGUUUUGCUUUCUGCAGUCACAAGAACCAGAUAUCAUAUAUUUUUUUUUAGGUCACUGAACACUUUGUGUGUGUGCAGAUUUAUUGUUUUGUAUUUCUUUUACAUUUUUCAUGUAUGGGCGGAGAAAAUAGUCGGAUUGGAGAAAAUGUAGUUCCUUUGUAUUCUUUUUCAUCAAAAGUGUGUAUUCUUCCUGAGAAAAUUAGUCUGUUCAACUCGCUUUCUUUUUUGUUA